CGAACGCGUCUGUUGACUUCUCACCUGGUCUGUAACACUCUCCAACCUCUUCCAACCUUGACAUAAACAACUCAAAUUUGUAUCUGGUCACCUCACCACCUUGGGUGCACAUGCAUUUUCAUUCAGGUGCUGCAAACGUAUACUCAAAGAAUGACCAGCCUCCUCCAACAUGGAUAGGUAAAUGUUGUAGAUUGUUUCCUUCGCUAAUCAUUCUUCUUUGGUUCCAUCUUCAUCUCACACCCUGCUAAUCACAACAUCGUCACAUCUCACCGUCUCACUAGGCUCAUAAGAAACCUGAAUCCGCCGACAUGAGGGUACACAGUGUCAACACUGCCUUGUCGAUUUCAUCAUUAAUCUCCCUUUCUACCGCAUGGCCUGUCCUACCUAAUCUCCUCGAACGAAGACAGCCUGUCUCGUAUUCCGUUGUUGCUGUUGAUGGAGGCAAUUCUGGCUCCGAUGGAUCAGCAACGACUGUCACGGAUUCCAUUGUCCAUACCGAGACCAUCCUUCACACACAAUUGUCCACAAUCAUUAUCACCGAGUCUGAAACUCCCACAACCAUUGUGGUCACUGUCACUUCUGCAGUGCCCACCACAAUCACAGAACAAGCAGAACCUGCGACAUUAAUACAAACGGUCACAUUUGCACCCGAGACAACUGCUGAGCCCAGCCAACCUUCACCCGAGACAACUGUCCAGCCCAGUCGAUCUCGUCGGCCAGAGUCUUCAUCAAGUCCUCCACCUCCGCCUCCUGCUCCAGAAACAGUCACAGUCACACAGUAUGCGCCUUCUUCAAGAAAGUAUGAUGAUGGAAUGUGGCACACCGACUACUACUUUGAGGUCCCCGCCGAGCCAGAGACAAGUUCAAGCACCGACGCUUCUUCCGUAACUACUACGGAAACGAGGAGCUUUCACCCAACCACCACUCCUUGGUCUGCCUGGCAGGGACCUACUACCGAAAGCAGCUCCUCCUCGACCGCUUCUUCUACCUUGCCCUCAGAAACACAGCCUCUGGAGUCUUCGACGACAACCUAUUUAGGCCUAUGGGACCAAGAUGCGACAGUGAGCAGCUCAGCUCCAGGUCUAUCAACAACCUCAGUACAUGAUGUCGAUGGAGACUCCUAUUAUGUACCCACCACAACCACCACGACUUCAUAUCCUGCGUGGACCGACACCGCCCUCGAGAGCACUUCAAGUCCUAGCACCUCGACAACCACGUCAACCUUUGAGUUUGAUUCUGGGUUUUAUACUCCUUGGUCCAGCAAGGCAGUGGAUGCUCCAUCAACUACGUCAUCUGCGGAGCUCAUUUAUUCGUCCACAAGCACUGUCUGGUCAUCUCAAUUCUGGGGUGCUCCUCUCUCCAACGAUGGAUCUGUUCAAUCCUCCGUGACUCCAGUCGUGACCAUCGAGUUUGGUGGCAUCCCAACAACUACGUCGGAACCCUUUGCCGCCGUCACAUCCUCUUGAUUUAUUCCCCCAAGCUUAGAGCUUACCUUCCCGCGUCCCCACCCACAGGCACCGGUCUUCUCUUCCUACACUGAUACCCCCUCGUGAAACCUUUGGAUAACUUCAUGAUCCAACAGGCUUCCAUUUUUAUCCUGUUUUAUUACUUAUUCUGCUUAAAGCGUAGGCGCUGGUGGUCAUUGUGGUGCAUAUAUUGCAUGGAACGAUUCAAUAGCAGGUUGCUCCUUAGCGAGAUGGCCAUGUUUUAGAAUAUUCAGGAAUACUACAGAACUGAAACAAAGAUAGCCUGCAGCAGGAUGCAGAAUUCAUAUCAUUCAUACCUCUA
Exophiala mesophila is the source of this 1788-nucleotide messenger RNA. RefSeq lists its product as uncharacterized. The transcript has a single exon. The record is from RefSeq and is a predicted model, not a curated record. The coding region runs from base 309 to 1466 and encodes 385 amino acids. Lineage: Eukaryota; Fungi; Ascomycota; Eurotiomycetes; Chaetothyriales; Herpotrichiellaceae.